AUGCACGCAAGUAAAAGAAAGCAAGGACCCGAUAGAUUGUGGACGAGAAAGACGCCGAGCGCCCUGCAGGUGUGGCCUUCCAAGACCUUUUUUUGCUGCUGGGGCCGAUGCGUGACGGCCUACCCCAGUGGCCCGACAUUUUGUGCGUGGACCUUCAUCUUGGUUCCCUGCGGGUUUUAUUGUAUGUUCAUAGAGCGCCUUUGGAAUGAGUGGUAUCCAUUGGUGCCCGUGGCUGCAUGCUGUAUCUUCCUCCUGACCACCAUGCUGCUUUGUUUGACAUGCUGCUCGGAUCCUGGUGCCAUUCCACGGAGAAAGGUCAUCAUUUCUGCUGGGUUGGCAGAGGAGCUUUCAGAGCUUCUAGGCUAUUCUGUCCUUGGUCGUGGUGAGCCCACCGGGCAGGCCGAAGUGGACGGAACAGCCAUGGUGCCAGACGAACUCAGAAAGAGGGGCUUCAAAUGGUGCCGGACAUGCCAGAUAGUCAGACCCCCAAGGUGCUCACAUUGUCCCGAUUGCGACCAAUGUGUAUUGCGCUACGAUCACCACUGCCCCUUUGUGAACAACUGCAUUGGUCAGAGGAACUACCAUUUCUUUGUUGGCUUUGUCACCUCCGUGGUUUGCUUGGCGCUGGCUGUCCUGCCCGGUCUGCUUUGGUGUAUUUUGACACCAAGCACCACAACGGAGGAUGCAAGCCCCAUGAACGACGCACUGAAGGUCGUGAUCAUCGUCGUGGCCAGCUUGGCUGGCAUUGUGCUGAUCGCCUUGUUGGUGUUCCUUGGAUAUCACGCGUUCCUGAUCGCCUCUGGAAUGACAACGAAGGAGCACCUGGGCAAAUCGCGAGCACAGAUUGCCGAGGAGCCGACGCUCUUCGCAGCCCGUGGCCCGCGUCUCUACGACCCAAGACAGUUCAUCCUGGUGUGA
This is a messenger RNA of Effrenium voratum, 918 nucleotides long. Lineage: Eukaryota; Dinophyceae; Suessiales; Symbiodiniaceae. The record is from the annotation of a GenBank genome assembly.